Molecule: messenger RNA, 1440 nt
Organism: Symbiodinium pilosum
Lineage: Eukaryota; Dinophyceae; Suessiales; Symbiodiniaceae
Source: the annotation of a GenBank genome assembly
AUGCAGUUCGAGUCCGCACUAAGGACUUUGGAAGAGCAGGAAGAUCCCCAAGAUCGAAGUGUUGAAGACCGCAUUGCAGACACUGUGUCCAAGGCGGGCCCCUCCGUGCUGCUGUCGUCUACCACCAACAUCAUCGCAUUUGCUUUGGGAGCCGGUACUCCCAUGCCGGCGCUGGCCUCGUUCUGUAUAUACACAAGUGUGGGCAUGGCCGCAGACUUCAUCUUCCAGAUUACAUUCUUCAUUGCCGUGCUGACUUUGGAUGAGAGGAGGCGGCGGUGUGGUCCGACGUGCUCAGCUCUCCCAAUGUCUUGUUGCUCUGACCUCAGAUCGCCCGGCCGGAGUGUCUUUCAGGGCGCGGCCAAGUCACUGACCUCGUCGCUAUGGUUGAGAACCAUAGUGCUGGUCCUGUGGCUGGCGCUGAUGGUUGGUUCUACGGUGGUGGCUUUCGACCUGAAGGUGGGCCUGGAGCCCCAGGACCUGGUCCCAAGCAGCUCACCGACUGCGGUGUACUUUCAGCAGCUGGCGGUGCUUCCUUCAGAGGCGGAGUUUCCAGAGGUCCUCGUGCAGCACGAGGAUGUAGUCGACGCGUCGCUGCAAUUGGGUGUUGCAUCUCUCGAAGAUGCUUCCACACAGAGAGGAUUGCUGAAGCUGUACAGAUCUCUGCUGGCAUCCUCGGAUGUGGUUGAUGCCUCCGGACUGCUUUGGCUCAAUCCGCGGACGGAGUCUUUGACUGCAACUCGCAUCCAGCUGCUCGCCAAAAAUUAUACGCCCCAGAAGAUGCUGUCGCUCCGAGCCACCGUGGAUGCCGCGAACUUGCAACUGCAGAAGGCUGCGUUUGUGUAUUCUCCGUCAGACGUAUAUCGAGAGCAAGAUGCUGUCCUUAUCCAGAACACCACCACAUCCUUGCUUUUUAUGCUCAUCGCAGUGCUGGCGGCAGUCUUCAUGCUAUCCUUCAAUUUUCCAAUGAUGGCCGCCCUGACGCUGGCUUUGUAUUCCUGCUGCGUGCAUAUGCUUGGUUGGAUGGUCCUGACUGGGCUGAAGCUCAACUCACUUUCGGUAAUUCCACUGCUGCUUUCGGUGGGCCUCUGCGUGGACUACUGUGCGCACAUAGCUCACUCGUUCUGGCACAUGCCUGGCGACUCCAAGUCCCGGGCUCAAGCCGCACUGCAGGGUCGUGGUCUGGCAGUAUUACACGCGGGCGUGAGCACCGGCCUCUCUCAGCUACCCUUAGCCUUCAGCCAGUCUGCUGUGUUCACCACGUUCUUUGUGAUGAUGACGGGCAUGGUUUUAGUUGGCCUUUUUCAUGCUUUGCUUGUCCUACCCAUUUGUUGUAGCUUCCUGCCAGAGCCACCGAGCAGGGAGCAGACUUCACCUCUGGGCCCAGAGUCGAAUACAGUUCCGGCAAAGAUCGGCCUGCCCAGAGACAAUAAUCCCACUUAG